This is a messenger RNA of Corylus avellana, 4478 nucleotides long. NCBI's taxonomy places the organism in Eukaryota, Viridiplantae, Streptophyta, Magnoliopsida, Fagales, Betulaceae. The record is from RefSeq and is a predicted model, not a curated record.
AUGGGCUUUUGUAGGAAGCUUUUGCAAAUUUUUGUAGUGAUGAUAAUAUUUGCAAUAUUUGUGGCAGCAGCAACAACAGCAUCAACUAUUGGCAAGCCGGGCUGCCCCAGCGAGUGUGGAGGUGUAGAAAUUCCAUACCCAUUUGGGUUGAAUGAGGACUGCUACCUUGAUGAGAAUUUCAAUAUCACUUGUGACUCUGGAACACCAAAGAGAGGUGAUGUCCCUGUAACAAACAUAUCCAUUGAGACUCAUGAGUUGCAUGUCUUGCAAUUUGUAGCCAAUGACUCUUACGAUCCGGAGGGUGAACGUAUAAGCCACAACGAUGCUUGGUUUUGGGCAGCCCAGUACACCAUUUCCAACAGCAAAAAUAAGUUCACUGUUAUUGGCUGUGACACUUACGGAGACCUCAGUGGGUACCAAAACGGAGAACAGUACACAAUCGGGUGCUCAUCUCGAUGCACUAGCCUUAACAAUGUGAUCGAUGGGUCUUGCUCUGGCGUUGGGUGUUGCGAGGUAGUGUUUCCGGAUGGACUCAAAAAUAUUUAUGUGUCUGUAUACAGCUAUAAUAAUUACACCAGCAUAUCGGACUUCAUGAAUUCUUGCGGCUAUGCUUUCGUUGUCGAGAAAGACAAGUUCAACUUCUCCUCCAGUUAUCUCAAGGCGGGUCUACCCAACAUAGAGGUUCCAAUGGUGCUUGAUUGGGUAGCUGGAAACGAGACAUGCGAAGAAGCUCAUAAAAAACCCAAUUUCGCAUGUCAGGACAAAAAUAGUGAAUGCCUCGACAACCUCCAAACCUGGCAGGGAUACCGUUGCAAGUGCAAGCAGGGUUACCAAGGGAACCCAUAUCUCCAUGGGGGUUGCGAAGACGUUAACGAAUGUAAGGAUUCAAAACUCAAUAAUUGCAUGAAAUUAAUGUGUAUCAACAUGGAAGGAAAUUAUACAUGUGGUUGUCCCAAGGGGUACCAUGGAGACGGAAGAAAAGAUGGUGAAGGUUGUGCUGCGGAACCCGCACCACUGGCGAUUAAGAUUCCCAUUGUUAUUGGCUUAAGCUUUGUUGCCAUGCUUGUGGUUGGCUCUUGGCUGUACUUAGUCCACAAGAAAAGAAAACUUAUCAAGCUUAAAGAAAGCUUCUUUCGACAGAAUGGGGGUUUGAUUUUACAACAGCAGCUGAGCAAACAACAAGGAUCCAGGGAAACAGCCACAAUAUUUACCGUAGAAGAAUUGAAGAAGGCUACAAAUAACUAUGAAGAAAAUAGGAUCAUUGGCCAAGGAGGUUUUGGUACAGUCUACAAAGGAUUUUUACCUGAUAAAAGGAUUGUUGCCAUCAAGAAGUCCAAGACAGUUGAUCAAAACCAGAUUGACCAAUUUGUUAACGAGGUUGUUUUGCUCUCACAAAUUAACCAUAAGAAUGUAGUCAAACUAUUGGGCUGUUGUUUAGAGACACAAGUUCCUUUGCUAGUCUAUGAAUUUGUCCCAAAUGGUACGCUCUUCAACUAUAUACAUAGUAAAAGCAAGGCAUCCACCUUACGAUGGGAAACUCGUCUAAGAAUAGCUGCAGAAACAGCCGAUGCACUAUCGUAUCUACACUCUGCAGCUUCGACGCCUAUAAUCCAUAGAGAUGUCAAGUCCUCAAACAUAUUGCUUGAUGAUGAUUUCAUUGCAAAAGUCUCUGACUUUGGAACUUCAAGAUUGGUUCCCCGAGAUCAAAAGGAAUUGGCUACUGUAGUGCAAGGAACUCUUGGAUACUUGGAUCCUGAAUACUUACAAACGAACCAGUUGACGGAAAAAAGUGAUGUCUAUAGCUUUGGAGUGGUCCUCGUGGAGCUACUAACAGGAGGAGAUGUGCUUUCAUUCAAUCGGUCUGAAAAUGAAAGAAGUCUAGCUAUGUAUUUUCUUUCUUCCUUAAAAGAAGAUCGAUUGUUUGAAGUUCUUGAGAAACAUAUACUUGAAGGAGGACAUAAGGAGCAAAUUAAGGAAGUUGUUGAACUUGCAAAGAGGUGCUUAAGAGUGAAGGGGGAUGAGAGGCCUACUAUGAAGGAAGUGGCAAUGGAAUUAGAAGGAAUAAGAAAGACGGAGACACAUUCGUGGGUUAGUGUUCAAUCAAAUCUAGAAGAUGCUGAACACUUGCUUGGCGAGACAUCUCUCACUUUCAAAUACGGUGGAAUACCGUCAACUAUUGGCAAGCCGGGCUGCCCCAGCGAGUGUGGAGGUGUAGAAAUUCCAUACCCAUUUGGGUUGAAUAAAGACUGCUACCUUGAUGAGAAUUUCAAUAUCACUUGUGACUCUGGAACACCAAAGACAGGUGAUGUCACUGUAACAAACAUAUCCAUUGAGACUCAUGAGUUGCAUGUCUUGCAUUUGGCAGCCAAUGACUCUUACUAUACUUCGUUUUGGGCAGCCCAGUACACCAUUUCCAACAGCAAAAAUAAGUUCAUUGUUAUUGGCUGUGACACUUACGCACACCUCAGUGGGUACCAAAAGGGAGAACUGUACACAAUCGGGUGCUCAUCUCAAUGCCCUAGCCUUAACAAUGUGAUCAAUGGGUCUUGCUCUGGCGUUGGGUGUUGCGAGAUAGGGUUUCCGGAUGGACUCAAAAAUAUUGAUGUGACUGUAUACAACUAUUAUAAUUACACCAACGUAUCGGACUUCAAUUCUUGUGGCUAUGCUUUCGUUGUCGAGAAAGAAGAGUUCAACUUCUCCUCCAAUUAUCUCAAGGCGGGUCUACUCAACAAAAAGGUUCCAAUGGUGCUUGACUGGGUAGCUGGAAACGCGACAUGCGAAGAAGCUCAUAAAAAACCCAAUUUCGCAUGUCAGGACAAAAAUAGUGAAUGCCUCGACGACCUCCAAACCUGGCAGGGAUACCGUUGCAAGUGCAAGCAGGGUUACCAAGGGAACCCAUAUCUCUAUGGGGGUUGCGAAGAUGUUAACGAAUGUAAGGAUUCAAAACUCAAUAAUUGCUUGAAAUUAAUGUGUAUCAACAUGGAAGGAAAUUAUACAUGUGGUUGUCCCAAGGGGUACCAUGGAGACGGAAGAAAAGAUGGUGAAGGUUGUGCUGCGGAACCCGCACCACUAAAGAUUAAGAUUCCCAUUGUUAUUGGCUUAAGCUUUGUUGCCAUGCUUGUGGUUGGCUCUUGGCUGUACUUUGUCCACAAGAAAAGAAAACUUAUCAAGCUUAAAGAAAGCUUCUUUCGACAGAAUGGGGGUUUGAUUUUACAACAGCAGCUGAGCAAACAACAAGGAUCUAGGGAAACAGCCAAAAUAUUUACCGUAGAAGAAUUGAAGAAGGCUACAAAUAACUAUGAAGAAAAUAGGAUCAUUGGCCAAGGAGGUUUUGGUACAGUCUACAAAGGAUUUUUACCUGAUAAAAGGAUUGUUGCCAUCAAGAAGUCCAAGACAGUUGAUCAAAACCAGAUUGACCAAUUUGUUAACGAGGUUGUUCUGCUCUCACAAAUUAACCAUAAGAAUGUAGUCAAACUAUUGGGCUGUUGUUUAGAGAUACAAGUUCCUUUGCUAGUCUAUGAAUUUGUCCCAAAUGGUACGCUCUUCAACUAUAUACAUAGUAAAAGCAAGGCAUCCACCUUACGAUGGGAAACUCGUCUAAGAAUAGCUGCAGAAACAGCCGAUGCACUAUCAUAUCUACACUCUGCAGCUUCGACGCCUAUAAUCCAUAGAGAUGUCAAGUCCUCAAACAUAUUGCUUGAUGAUGAUUUCACUGCAAAAGUCUCUGACUUUGGAACUUCAAGAUUGGUUCCCCGAGAUCAAAAAGAAUUGGCUACUGUAGUACAAGGAACUCUUGGAUACUUGGAUCCUGAAUACUUACAAACGAAUCAGUUGACGGAAAAAAGUGACGUCUAUAGCUAUGGAGUGGUCCUCGUGGAGCUACUAACAGGAGGAGAUGUGCUUUCAUUCAAUCGGUCCGAAACUGAAAGAAGUCUAGCUAUGUAUUUUCUUUCUUCCUUAAAAGAAGAUCGAUUGUUUGAAGUUCUUGAGAAACAUAUACUUGAAGGAGGACAUGAGGAGCAAAUUAAGGAAGUCGUUGAACUUGCAAAGAGGUGCUUAAGAGUGAAUGGGAAUGAGAGGCCUACUAUGAAGGAAGUGGCAAUGGAAUUAGAAGGAAUAAGAAAGACGGAGACACAUUCGUGGGUUAGUGUUCAAUCAAAUCUAGAAGAGGCGGAACACUUGCUUGGCGAGACAUCUCUCACUUUCAAAUACGGUGAAAGUAGCAGUACAACGGCUACAUAUGACAGCGUGAAUGACCAUGUCACAUUAGCCUUGGGGGGUGGCAGAUGAAUGUGGCGCCCUUCAUGCAUUUUUUCUUAAUGCAAUUUCCCGUUUUAUUAUCCUAAAAAUAAAGGCAGGGAGAAAAAUAAUGACAUUCCUACAGGAAGAAUAGGUUAAAUAUUAUAGACAAAGUACGUCAAUUAAUGUGUUUAGUUUAUUUGGUUACUGCAAUAUUUCGUUUUAAGUUUAUUGUAAGA